This is a messenger RNA of Symbiodinium natans, 2205 nucleotides long. The record is from the annotation of a GenBank genome assembly. NCBI's taxonomy places the organism in Eukaryota, Dinophyceae, Suessiales, Symbiodiniaceae.
AUGUCGUUCGGACUGAGCCUGAAGCCUUCAAACCUUCCCGAGAAGACCUUGGCGUUCACGAACCGGUGCUACACGAACCAGGCGGACCUUGAGCGGCUUUGCGGUGCCGGCGGUGCCGGUGGUGCCGGUGGCGCAAAGUAUGUGGAGGUCAAGAGCUGCGUCUUCAGCAUUGAAAGCCACCGUCUCAUGGAGCCCGGCACCAUUGCUUUCAACAAGGUCCAGCGAGAGUUCGCAAAGAUUGGGCUGAACCAGGAGGUCUUCGUGAAGCAGUUCCCGAUCCCCAAGGGUUUCGAUCUUGGCACCUGCAAACUGGAAGUGGAUUUCUUUGUGAAACCCACCCCGGACACCCCGAAGCUCGAGGUCAGGGAUGAGGAUCUGGACGCGCUGAUGAGGAAGGCCUUCGAAUCUCAAGUCUUUGCCGUUGGGCAGCAAAUCGCAGUGGACUACAAUGGCCAGCUUCUGAAGUUUGAUGUGCGCAGUUUGAUGCCACCAGAUUUAGGGGACGGGGCAGCGAGGGCCAAAGUCACUUCGGGAAUGUUCGCCUCCCUGACAGAGUUGGACUUUCAGCAAGGCCCUUCUGGAAAGCUGCACGUGCUCUCCAACAAAGUGCAGCAGCGAAAUAUCUUCAGACCAGAUUUCAACUUUGAAGACCUCGGCAUCGGUGGCUUGAGCAAGCAGUUUGGCGACAUAUUCAGAAGAGCGUUUGCCGCACGUAUCUUCCCACCUCACAUGGUUCGAGAUUUGGGCAUCAGCCAUGUUCGGGGCAUGCUGCUGCAUGGCCCUCCUGGUACAGGGAAGACUUUGAUCGCCAGAAAGCUUGCCAAGUUCCUGAAGGCUGCAGAGCCGAAGAUUGUGAACGGACCAGAGGUGCUGAACAAGUACGUCGGCCAAGCAGAGGAGAAUAUCCGGAACCUAUUCGCAGAUGCUGAGAAAGACGAGAAGACGUUGGGAGAGAACUCCCCCUUGCAUGUCGUGAUCUUUGAUGAGAUUGACUCGAUUUGCAAGUCUCGGGGCUCAACUCGUGAUGGAACUGGAGUGCAUGAUAGCAUUGUGAACCAGCUCCUUUCCAAGAUCGAUGGCGUAGACUCGCUGAACAAUAUUCUGCUUAUCGGCAUGACGAACCGCAAAGACCUGAUCGAUGAAGCGCUCUUGCGGCCAGGCCGCCUGGAGGUCCACGUGGAAAUUAGCCUUCCGGAUGAGCAUGGACGCGUCGAGAUCCUGAACAUCCACACCAAGUCCAUGAGGGACAAAGGAUACUUGGGCCAGGACGUCUCACUUGCGGACAUUGCGGCGAAGUCCAAGAACUUCUCGGGAGCCGAGUUGGAGGGCCUCAUCCGCUCGGCGACGUCCUACGCCAUGAAUCGCAAGGUGAGCUUCACGGACCUGAGCAUCAAGGAUGGGGACUUCCGCAUCUGCAAUGAAGACUUCGAUAUGGCACUGGAUGAAGUGAAGCCAGCUUUUGGGCAGCACAUCGACGAGUUUGAGAAAUGCAUACCGAAUGGCAUGCAGCCUUACUCAGAGGAGUUCAGCCACAUGCUGGGCUCGUGCAUGAGCAUCAUCGAUCAGCUGCAAGGAAGCACAAACACACCUCUCAUGAGCUUGUUGCUGCAUGGUGAACGCGGUUGCGGUAAAACUGCACUUGCUGCUCACCUGGCACAGAAAUCAGACUACCCUUUCGUGCGGCGCAUCACGAGUGAGAACUACGUAGGCUACUCCGAGCCUGCCAAGAUCUCAGCGAUCGCGAAAGUUUUUGAGGAUGCCUACAAGAGCGACUUAUCUUGCAUCGUCUUGGAUGACAUCGAGCGCCUGAUCGACUACGUCCGAAUUGGACCACGUUUUUCGACGCCGGUGCUUCAGGCUCUCUUCGCCUUGUUGAAGAAACCGCCCCCCAAGGAGAACUCCAGGCUGCUCGUCUUGGGGACGACCGCCGAUCCACAUUUCUUGGAGGAAGCGGAGUUGUUUCAGGCGUUCAACGUGGCCUUGCAGAUCCCCGUGCUGUCGCAGCCAGCUCAUUACAAGACUGUUCUCGAGGCUCUCCCCGGCUUCACGGCACCGGCGGUUCAGGAGAUCUCUGCCGGCAUUGCCGGCAAGAGCAUUGGCAUCAAGACACUGCUGCUCGUGGCAGAGAUGGCAGUGCAAAGAGAAAACCCUGUGCAGAUGGCAGUUUUCCUCGAAUGCUUGAAGCAAUGUGGUAUAGCUGCAUAG